Molecule: messenger RNA, 405 nt
Organism: Aspergillus fumigatus Af293
Lineage: Eukaryota; Fungi; Ascomycota; Eurotiomycetes; Eurotiales; Aspergillaceae
Product: putative dipeptidase
Exons: 1
Coding region: 1-405 (134 amino acids)
Biological process (GO): proteolysis
Molecular function (GO): metallodipeptidase activity
Source: RefSeq, a predicted model, not a curated record
AUGGAGCAUGCUACCCUUAGAAAAGUUGCGGAUCACAUUAGGCACAUUGGUGGUCUGGUUGGUGUUGAACAUGUUGGUUUGGGUAGCGACUUUGACGGUAUCCCGACUGUUCCUCGAAGUCUAGAGGAUGCCUCCAAAUUCCGCGACUUAAUCGCACAGCUUCUACGACGGGAUGUCAGUCAUGAGGAUGCUGCCAAGGUCGCAGAGAGGAACCUACUGCGCGUGCGGAAGCAACUCGACGAGGUCAUCCUGCAGGUGCAAGCUGAAGGAGCUCUGCUGGUGGAAGGCAAUAUAGGUCUACCGUCUACCUUGCUUAUGACGGUAACAGGUUCCUUCUCCUCGGUCAUUUCUAAGCCUGCGUAUCAAACCAUGUACGGAGUAACAGUAUCAGGUUAUGCUGCAUAA